CGGGAGGCAUUUCAAUCAAUCAGCGUCUUCCGAACAACGGUCAGCUUUGAUAACCCCAUCGAUCGAGGAGGAGGAACAGAAAACACACACACAAAAUACUGUCCUUUGUCAGUCACAGGGCCCAGAAACACUGGAAGCACAUGGUUCAGUUCGGUUCGGUCCCAUUCGGUUGGAUUUGAUUUGAUUUGAUUUGAUUUGAUUUGGUUCACCACGAGCAGCAAAUCCGAGAAGAACCCAAGCAAAAGCAACCCCCGCGAGGCAGGCAUGACGAUCAAGAACAGCGGCACGUUGUCGGGAAGGAUUUCCUCGGGACCGGUUCCCUCCGCUCCGAUGGAGAUCGCGGAGGAGGUUGCUACCGUGACCGCCGAGCCCGUAGAGGACGACCCGUACAGCGCGGAGAGCAACACCAACAUUCCCUACGCCCACGCCACGAGCCUGGAAUUCGGGAGCCUUCCGGAGCCGGCGCCUCUGGCCUCCUCUUUUUCGCGGCAAAGCGGCAAUCCGCCCCCGCCGGCCCGGACCCCGAUCGCCUAUUCCACGGGAGCUCCCCCGCGACCGCCCCCGCCGGCCCGGACCCCGAUCGCCUACUCCACGGGAGCUCCCCCGCGACCGCCCCCGCCGGCCCGGACCCCGAUCGCCUAUUCCACGGGAGCUUCCCCGCGGCCGCCCCCUCCGACGCCCGUGGCGGUGGCCACGGGGACACCGGUGCAGCAGCAGCAGCAGCGGAGAAACCAGGGCUGCGAGGAGUGCUGCGGGGGCCGGACGUGCUGCUGCAUCACGAUCGUGAUUCUUUCGGUGCUGGGGGCCUGUUGCCUCCUCCCCUUUGUGAUCGUCUUGUCGCUGGGAAUGAUGAGCUCUCAGAUCCUCUCGCAGCUCGACGACGAUUUUUUCAACCAGCCCGCCGGCGGCUUUGACGACGACUUUUACACCAACCAGGGCUUCGACGACGACUUUUACACCAACAACAAGGGCUUCGACAAAGCCUUUUAGGGCAACCGACGGGCCCGGCUCGCGGCAGGGGAAGAAGCCCGGCGCCGCAACGAAGAGCACGCGACGGCCCGCCACGCRCGACKGUGCGACACACCGUGCCACACGAGCGAGCUGCGUGGGCUCUUCCUCUCUACAGCAAAGGCAUCGCGCUGUGCUGUUGGGUUGCUGUUUGGGUGCCGUGUCCGAUCGCGUGGAUGCCCACCGGCUCGAACGACAAGAACGAAAUUGAUGCCACUCAACGAGAGAGUGAAGCUCGAUGCAAAGAACCCCCCCCUCCCCCCAAUGUACCCCGGCCCUCUUAUCUCCCCGCUGCACUGCCGGACAAUCUUUUUCUUGGAUUGUCGAAGAAAGCAUCAAAAGAAUCAGGCUGCUAUUGAUAUCAAAACACGUCAAUUAUACUGCAAUAUUUUCCUAUCUGUCCUGUCUAUUCCUCGCAAGCAUUAUCUUUGAAUGCAUAGAAUUGUGCAAUCAUGUCGUUCAUUGAAGAUCGYGUCGUUCGAUUUAGCAACACUAAAACGAUCUGAURCAGUUCARUGUUCCCUSUAUAGCAGUAGAUGUUCAUAUCACCUCAUCUUCUUUUUGUCGCAAGCCCCUGAUCGCUGGUCUUGCGUAGACGUCCACUGCUCUGAUUCAUGGGAUUUUCCCUUCUCCUUUACUCUCUCCUUGCAACUUAUGUUCCAACAAUGCGGCUCCAUCUUACUAUCGUUUUUGUUUGCAAUGAUAAGGAGCAGCACUAUAGAAGUCCCUUCACCACCAGAAGUAAACGGUAAUAUGAUACCAUCGUCACUAGCAAUCACAAAUGGAGGUUCUCCAGUAGUAGUAAGCACUACAAAUGGAUAUUCUCUAGUGUAGAUGGGAACUCUGAUACAAGCUCCCCAGCGUAAGUAGCAACGAUAGACAAACUUAAUAUUUCAGGGCAUGGAGGGGUGGGGGUGGGUAGGGGCAAAUGGACAGGGAGAAAUAGACGGCAAGCCAGCCACUGGGACUUGGCCGUACCAGUGCGGUUGUUAGAUUUGCGGUUACACCGACUUCAUGGCACUAUCCAAGAUUGAACCAAAUGGAUGGUGAAACCAUAGAAAACAGAAAACUAGUGUGUUGCCUGACUCUCAAGCUCCUUCCCCUCUCAAGCAGCACCAAUAGAACCCACUUAACCAG
Pseudo-nitzschia multistriata is the source of this 2145-nucleotide messenger RNA. The record is from the annotation of a GenBank genome assembly. NCBI's taxonomy places the organism in Eukaryota, Bacillariophyta, Bacillariophyceae, Bacillariales, Bacillariaceae.